CCUUCGCGUCCCUCCCCGCGCUCCUCCUCUUUCUAGGCAGCCAGAGACUUAGUCCUCGGCAGUCGAGGUUUGGCGCAUGCUGAGCUGCUGCCUCCGCCUUUGCGUCUCCGGCCUCGCGCUCCCGCUGCCCUUCCUGCUGCAGUCGCCUCGGGCCGCGGGACCGAGCGUCCGCCACCUGCUUCUCCAGGGCCUCAACUUCAACUUCCGCCAACCUCGCCUCAUGAAGCCCCACGUCGUGUUCGUGCUGGGCGGGCCCGGCGCCGGCAAGGGCACCCAGUGCUCCCGCAUUGUCCAGAAAUAUGGCUACACACACCUUUCUGCGGGAGACCUUCUUCGUGACGAGAGGAAUAAGCCAGAUUCUCAGUAUGGCGAGCUCAUUGAGAAGUACAUAAGAGAAGGAGAGAUUGUGCCAGUUGAGAUAACCAUCAGCUUGCUAAAAAGGGAAAUGGAUCGAACAAUGGAGACCAAUGCUCAGAAGAAUAAGUUCUUGAUUGAUGGGUUUCCACGAAAUCAGGACAACCUCCAAGGGUGGAACAAGACCAUGGAUGGGAAAGCAGAUGUAGCUUUCAUUCUGUUUUUUGACUGUGAUAAUGAGAUCUGCAUCGAGCGCUGUCUUGAGAGAGGCAAGAGUAGUGGGAGAAGCGAUGACAACCGGGAAAGCCUUGGAAAGAGAAUUCAGACCUAUCUGCAGUGCACUAAGCCUAUUAUUGACCUCUAUGAGGAGAUGGGGAAAGUCAGGAAGGUAGACGCCUCUAAAUCCGUUGAUGAGGUGUUUGGAGACGUCUUGAAGAUUUUUGACAAAGAAGGCUAAUUUCACUUCACAGAUCAUGCUUGACCCUUGCUUCAAUAGCUGCUACUACAGUCCCUUUGUUUAAAGAAGUUUUAAUCUUUUUGUCAUUAUGUCUGGAUGGAUGACUGGAAAAUAGAUAGUAAUUAAGUGGAAAAAUUUUUUUUUUACAAUGCUCUUUGUACAUGACUCUAGUAGACAAUAACUUCAGGGCCUUGCUUAGUAGUAAUCAAGGCUUGCACCCAGCAAGGAAAGCUCUCAGCAGGCUCCUCAUUAAGAGCUCACCUCUCCCCUGUCUUCCUUUCCCUCCUCCUCUCCCUCCCUCCUCUCCUUUCCCACUCUUGCCUCCAGGAGCCAGGCUUGCUCUUCAUGUUCAGAACCACUCUGUAGCGACAGGACGGUCCCUAAUUGCUUUUUCCAAGCAACAAGUUAAAAAGCAGUUGCCACCUGCUAUGGAUCCGUGGACCAAAUGUCAGGAAUCUUUUCAUGGAGUCACUGUUUGCUCAGUUUAUUUAUUUUAUUUUUUUGGUAAAUGAAUUGAGAAAACAAGGACCUGGGGUUGUUUUCAUGUUUCUUAUUUAACUGACCAUAAGAAAUCUGGUUCUCUUUACCUCUUAGCAGUGAGUAGUGGGAGAGAGGGUCAUGCUUGGGGUUCCUGGACUUCAGGUCGUCUUGAUUCAGUCAUAACCUAAGGCUUUUGUGGUGGUGGUAGGGGAAACUGGUCUCUUCAGACUGACUCAGCCUACCUCCUCUUGGUGCAAUGGAACAUCGGCAGAAUUGCUUGCCAGUGACUCCUGCUGGGAAUAAGGGAAAAGGAGAUUUUUCAACAGUUUGAUUUUUUAGAACACUUAAAGAGAUUUGGGAUCUUCAGGAUGAUAAUAAAGACUGAUAUCAGUUAAGGGGGGAAAUUCUCUCAAAGGUGAAAUUUUAAAUUUGUUAUGUUUUCUUGGUAGGUUCAUUUUUUUCAUAGUUAAUUGUUUUAAAGGAUUUUUUCCAAUAAUUGCACUUUUGUUUGUUCAAGGAAACAAAUAAAUACAUCUUACAGGUA
Molecule: messenger RNA, 1835 nt
Organism: Antechinus flavipes (yellow-footed antechinus)
Lineage: Eukaryota; Metazoa; Chordata; Mammalia; Dasyuromorphia; Dasyuridae
Gene: CMPK1
Product: cytidine/uridine monophosphate kinase 1
Exons: 6
Coding region: 77-811 (244 amino acids)
Biological process (GO): UDP biosynthetic process; 'de novo' pyrimidine nucleobase biosynthetic process; CDP biosynthetic process
Cellular component (GO): nucleus; cytoplasm
Molecular function (GO): UMP kinase activity; ATP binding
Source: RefSeq, a predicted model, not a curated record